This is a messenger RNA of Pelmatolapia mariae (spotted tilapia), 979 nucleotides long. It is a transcript of the gene clxn, whose product is annotated as calaxin. Gene Ontology annotation, molecular function: calcium ion binding. The coding region runs from base 290 to 973 and encodes 227 amino acids. The transcript is spliced from 5 exons. NCBI's taxonomy places the organism in Eukaryota, Metazoa, Chordata, Actinopteri, Cichliformes, Cichlidae. The record is from RefSeq and is a predicted model, not a curated record.
GAGAAUAAAUAGUCCUAAAGAAAGAAAAACAAUGGGUUUUUGGUCAGCCGGCGGUUUAUUGUCAUUCUAGUGGAACAGAUACAGGACAGUCAGUGUUGGGGCAUAUUUUCGUUUGUGUUACUGCACUAAAAAUUCAAGUAGAAAAUGAUGUGUAGUCACGGUGUUUCCACCGGUAGUGACCUGUCGAGGUUCUUGAACACACACUACCGUAAACGUUUCGCGGUAGCCAUGGCGACAGUACAUCAACUUCGCUGUGAGUGGACUGUAGCUGAGUUUGGCCUCAUCGAAAAUGUCAAAAAUAUCUGCUAUGAACAAAAGGGCGACACAGACGCUCGCUGAAAACAUUUCGAAACAAGUGGAGCACUUCAGUAAAAAAGAGGUUGAGUGCCUUAUCCGAGAGUUUAACGUGCUUAUGGCGGAGCAGAACAACUCUGGCAGAGCUGUGCACGGUCUGGACCGAGGGAAGUUCAUAAGCACACUGCACAGCAUCUUUGGACUGACUGAUGACAGGAUGACGGGUAGAGUCUUCAGGACAUUUGACAAAGACAAUGACAGUGUUGUCAGCAUGAAAGAGUGGAUCGAGGGACUGUCUGUCUUUCUUCGGGGGACCUUGGAUGAAAAAAUUAAAUACUGCUUCACUGUGUACGACCUGAAUGGUGACAACGCCAUCUCAAGAGAGGAGAUGCUUCAUAUGCUGAAGGGCAGGCUCAUCAGACAGCCCAAUGAGGAGGACCCUGACGAAGGAAUCAAAGACCUGGUGGAGAUCAUACUGAAGAAGAUGGACUAUGACCAUGAUGGCAAAUUGUCUUUUGAAGAUUUUGAAAAGGCUGUGAAAGAUGAGAACCUAUUGCUGGAAGCUUUUGGAACCUGCCUUCCUGACUUCAGGGUAAUCUGUAAUGAGAAUUUGCUAAGCUCUUUAAAUUUCCCCAUCAAAAAUUCUCAAUCUUACAGUUUGCUUUUCUUAUUUUUUUAGAGAAUC